AUGAAAAACAUUGGCUUCGCUGGGAUCAUUCUCUGCUAUGGACGAGAAGCUCAAGCAGGAAAGGAGAAAAAUGUGCUGGGCCCAGCAAGUGAAGCUAAUCCUGAUCAGCAGAUCUUAGAAUGGAGAGAUGGUACCCUGAGGACGCUGGGUAUGAUUGAAUCAAGCAAUUUUCUGGGCAUCAGGCUCACUGGAGCAGGCACUGGGGUGAUUCGGUGCUUGCUGGAAGGCUCUGACCCACCACCUUUGUUCAGGCAGGCUAUGGAUGCAAUCUGCAGGCAAGCAGCCGCCCAGGGCUCUCGAGUCUGGAUAGACUCGGAACAACAAGCUGUACAAAGCACCAUUGACAAAUGGACCAUCGACCUCAUGAGGAGGUACAAUACUUGUGGCAGAGCGCUCGUCUACAAUACGCUGCAGGCAUAUCGCAAGGCAUCCAGGGCUGAGCUCGAACAUCAACUUCGAUUGUCGCAGCAGGAUGGGUGGACACUGGCGGUCAAGUUGGUCCGGGUCCUAUACAACGGCAUUGUGCGAGACUUGCUGUUGGGAACUGUGGAUGGAAUCCCUCAAGACGAAUUUCCGCCCUUGAAGCUGUUCCUGGCCACUCACAACACGGAAACUGUGCGGCAGACAGCAAACCUUGCCAAGAGGCUGUCGGAUACCGGGCAAUUGAAGGUGGCACCCGAGUUUGGCCAGCUACAAGGAAUGGCUGACGACAUUGGUUUUGAGAUUAUCCACAGUGCUGACGCAGCUAAGUCGACCAUCGAAGCCAACACCGAAGGCUCUUCCGGGGUUCAUGGAACCUUCGUGCCCUUGGUGUACAAGUGUCUUACUUGGGGAAGCCUGCGGGAAUGCAUGCGAUAUCUGGUUCGUCGUGCCGAAGAGAAUAUGGGAGCGACUGGGAGGUUGAAGGAGGGUCUCUUGCCCAUCGUUGCAGAAUUGUGGCAUAGAAGCAUGGGUUCAGUAAGACGGCAGGGCAGUGGCUCAUGA
This is a messenger RNA of Exophiala dermatitidis NIH/UT8656, 984 nucleotides long. RefSeq names its product proline oxidase PrnD. The record is from RefSeq and is a predicted model, not a curated record. Bases 1 to 984 code for a protein of 327 amino acids. Gene Ontology annotation, molecular function: FAD binding; proline dehydrogenase activity. Lineage: Eukaryota; Fungi; Ascomycota; Eurotiomycetes; Chaetothyriales; Herpotrichiellaceae. The transcript is spliced from 3 exons. Gene Ontology annotation, cellular component: mitochondrion.